This is a messenger RNA of Cylindrotheca closterium, 2553 nucleotides long. NCBI's taxonomy places the organism in Eukaryota, Bacillariophyta, Bacillariophyceae, Bacillariales, Bacillariaceae. The record is from the annotation of a GenBank genome assembly.
AUGAUGAAGAACCUUCAUGUGCUUCUCUUGCUGAGCAGCAUCACACAGCUAGCAAUCGGCUUUCAGUUUAUGAAAAAUUGGAAGAUGCCAUCACGAAAUUUGGAUAAAAAGAUGGUCCAAAAACGAUUCGGUGACAAGAAACUAAUUGUCUUGACGGAUGCGGAUUCCGAUCUCGGAAAACAAACGACAAGAGACUUGCUGGCAACGGGCGAAUAUCACGUUAUCGGAGGUGUCUCCAGUAUUGAAUCUUCAACUGCGGAACAAAGUUUCGAAGACUUUACUCCCAUGGAAUGUGAUUUGGAUUCCUUUGAUUCGGUCCGCAACUUUUGUUCGUUCAUUGAGGACUUUCGCUUGACCAAGCCAGUCGAUCGUCUGGUAUGCCUAUCUGCAGCUGAGAGCGACAAACUACAGUGGACCAAGGACAAUCACGAACAAACCAUUCAACGAAAUGUACUUUCGCCAUUCCUAAUGACAGGUCUAUUGCUGGAGGGCAUGGACGGGAGUUUUGAUGCCCGGUGUACCUUUGUUUCACCCAAGAGCAAUUCAAAUGUUGGCAUUAGCACCAAGCUCGAGUUGAAAGGUUUAAAAGAUGGAUUCUUCAAGAUACCAAUGUUGGAUGGGAGCCAAGACUUUAAUUCGGAAAAGACCAUUUCGGAUGCCAAGCUUUGCCAAAAGUUGCUCAAGACCUAUUUGCAUGAGAAGUAUCACAAGCUGAAUCACGUAACCUUCAGUGACAUUACUCUGCCAGCUAGCAGCAAUGAUGCUAGCAAGUGUCUCUUUGAUGUGAUGCAGAGUCCAAAGGCAAGCACGUCCGCAUCAGGUGAAUCUUGGAUGGCAAAAGAGGAAACCGAUGGUGAUACCAUCUCCAUCCAACUGGACAAGAAUCCAAUUUACAACAAGGCUAUUGAUAUUGACAAGGCACAUGAACUCUUUGAACUUGCCGAACAAGCCACAGGAGCCUAUUGGCCAAAAGUCAAGGUGGUCACAAGCCCAUGCCCAACACUCAAGGUCGUGGGUGCUGUCACCAAGGCUCAAGUGCAAAAGCAAGAACUCAAGCGUAUGCGGGAAAUGGGCCGUCCAGGCAUCUCUGAACCAGAAGUGGAGGUGGCCGGUGAUACGGCAAGUGGCAGCAAGAAAUCAAGAAUGACCAAGCGCCAAAAGGUUGCCAAUGCUGUGGACAAGGUGGCUACCUUUGUCUUUUCCAAAACCGUCAAACCAGUCGCCAAGACUGCAACUUCCAAGCUUUUAGGAGAAUUCCCUGACGAAGCCUUGAAUAAUUACAUUGAAAAGGUUCCCGAGGAGGAUGUUGCUGAGUUGGAAAAAGAGAUGUUCCGACAAAUGUCGAAAGAGGCCUCUCAGAAGAAAUUGCAGACCGACAAGAAACUGGUGGUGUUGACAGGAACUUCCUCUGGGCUUGGAAAGAAGGCUGCUUUGGCAAUGCUUCGAUCUGGUGAAUACCAUGUCAUUGGCGCCGUGCGAGACUUGGACAAGAUGCAGGCCGUGGCCGAAAUUGAUGGCUUUCCCAAGGACAGCUUCACUCCCAUGUACUGCGAGAUGAAUUCAUUCGAGUCGGUCCGCGAAUUUUGUGACAAUGUCGACAAGUUCCGCGGAGAUCACCCUAUUGAUCGUCUCGUCUGUAAUACUGGUAUCUACCAGCCUUCCCUCCGUCACGCCAAAUGGAGCAUGGAUGGUCACGAACAAACCAUGCAGACCAACUUCCUGUCGCACUUUCUCAUGAUCUCCAAGCUCAUGCCAUCCAUGGUCAAGUCCGACGAUCCUCGAAUUACCAUGGUCGGUUCCGUUACUGGAAACGACAAUACUGUUGGUGGUGGUGGUGUUUAUCCCAUUGCUGAUCUUCACGAUUUGGAGGGACUUGAAGCUGGAUUUGCCAAUCCCAUUGCUAUGGCUGACGGGUAUGGUUUCAUUGGAGCAAAGGCCUACAAGGAUUCCAAACUGUGCUUGAUGAUUCUAGCCAACUUUUUGCAUGCCAAGUAUCACAAGUCUACGGGCAUUGCCUUUAGCAGCAUGUACCCUGGAUGUAUUGCCGAGUCUCCUCUCUUUCGUGAAAAGAGAGCCUGGUUCCGCGCUUACUUUCCUAUCUUUAUGAAGUUCAUCACUGGUGGAUUUGUGGGAGAACACGAAGCUGGCCAACGCCUCUUUCAAGUCGUUCACGAUCCUCGAUGUGCUGGAGAAAAGUCUGGAGUCUAUUGGUCUUGGAAUGGUGGUCCACGUGAAGGUCGUGGUGCCGAGGCAUUGGAAAAGGAAGGUCAAAUCUCGGGCGGAGGUGGUGCCGGUGGUGGCUGGGAUUCCAUCUUUGAAAACGAUCAAUCCGGAAAAGUUCUAAGCUUGGAAACUGGUUUCAAGCUGUUCGAGCACGCCACAGCCAUUACUGGAGCCGAAUGGCCAUCUCCAGCGUCUAACGUUUGGUCUGGAGAAGCAUCUUCUAUGGAAGAGAUGGUGCAAAAGAAGCGCGAGGAAGUGGCGGAUGUCAUGCAUGCGCUCAACUUGCAAUCAGACAGCACUACUCCACAACGAUUAGCCGAAACGAUAUGA